This is a messenger RNA of Auxenochlorella protothecoides, 699 nucleotides long. RefSeq names its product Proteasome subunit alpha type-2. Gene Ontology annotation, biological process: ubiquitin-dependent protein catabolic process. The coding region runs from base 1 to 699 and encodes 232 amino acids. The record is from RefSeq and is a predicted model, not a curated record. The transcript is spliced from 3 exons. Gene Ontology annotation, cellular component: proteasome core complex; proteasome core complex, alpha-subunit complex. NCBI's taxonomy places the organism in Eukaryota, Viridiplantae, Chlorophyta, Trebouxiophyceae, Chlorellales, Chlorellaceae.
AUGCAGUACUCCUUUAGUCUGACCACCUUUAGUCCUAGUGGGAAGCUGGUUCAAAUCGAGUAUGCGCUUGCAGCGGUGAACGGGGGCGCCACGAGUCUGGGGAUCAAGGCCAGCAAUGGGGUGGUCAUCGCCACGGAAAAGAAACUGCCCUCCACACUGGUGGACGAGGAAACGGUGAAGAAGAUAUCCCUGCUCACUCCCAAUCUCGGGGUGGCCUAUGCGGGCAUGGGGCCCGACUCCCGAGUCCUGGUCAGGAAGGCCAGGAAGGCAGGGCAGACCUACUACAGGCAGUACCACGAGCAGAUGCCUGUGGCGCAGCUGGUACGAGAGGUAGCGGCCGUCAUGCAGGAGUUCACACAGUCUGGAGGCGUGCGUCCCUUUGGCGUUUCCUUGCUCCUGGCUGGGGUGGACGAGAACGGCCCGCAGCUGUACCAAGUGGACCCCUCCGGCUCCUACUUUGCUUGGAAGGCGUCUGCCAUCGGCAAGAACGCCAUCAAUGCCCGCACAUUCUUGGAGAAGAGGUACAGCGAGGACAUCGAGCUGGAGGAUGCCAUCCACACCGCCCUGCUCACGCUCAAGGACGGCUUUGAGGGCGAGCUGACGGGAGAGACCGUGGAGGUGGGGAUCGUGGGUGAGGAUCGGGUCUUCCGCGUCCUCACCGCUGCCGAGGUGUCCGACUACCUCCAAGAAGUGGAGUAG